UGAAAGCCCUGGGAUCCGGUGAUCGACGCUCAGGUCUUCCUCAGCAGGCGGCGGGCGAGGCUGUUUUUCCUCCGAGCGCCGCUCGUCGUCCUCGUGGAGGCGAUGGCGCUGCGCCUUCUGUUCACUGCGGGCGCCUCCGUCCUGAGCGACGGCAGGAAGUGAUGGGUCGCCUGGCCGAGGGUUUGGUGGUUUAGCUCCGGCCGGCUUAUCAGCGACGCCCCCCCCACCCCCCGGGACAGCCUCCACCCCCUUCUGGACCCGGGACGGAGCCUUGGUGGCUGCAGGAUGGUCGGUCUGGAGCCCCGGGCAUGAGCCAGCGCGAGCGAAAGCGGGACAGGCCGCCUCCUCCUCCCUCGGGCUCUGAGCGAAGAUAACAAGGGAGCUGCGGAGGGCGAGCGUGGCUUACGGGCGGGAGAGACGAGAAGAAGGGCAAGAACGGUGACAGAAUGUCAGCAUUGGUGACAUCAGUACAGUUAUCUGCAGAUGAUAAUGUAACUUACCCAUCUGCCACCACAGUAGUGACAACAGCUGACACCCUGACAACACCUCUGUUUUUAAAUGCUACCAACAGCACUGUGCCACACAAAUGCUUGGUGCUGUUGUAUGAGGACAUUGGCACAUCCAGAGUUCGUUACUGGGACCUUCUGCUAUUGGUUCCCAAUGUACUUUUCUUUGCAUUUCUCCUCUGGAAGCUGCCUUCUGCCAGGGCCAAAAUCCAUGCCACUUCCAGUCCCAUUUUCACCACUUUCUACAUACUGGUGUUCGUGGUUGCCGUGGUUGGGAUUGCUCGGGCUGUUGUCUCCAUGACAGUUAGUGCUUCUACUGCUGCUACAGUCACUGACAAGAUCCUAUGGGAAAUCACAAGAUUUUUCCUUCUGGCCAUUGAACUGAGCAUGGUGAUUCUGGGCCUUGCAUUUGGCCACUUGGAGAGCAAAUCCAGUGUCAAGCGUGUCCUGGGUAUCACCACCGUGCUGUCGUUGGCCUACUCGGUAACACAGGGAAUUCUGGAAAUCCGUUAUCCUGAUGCCCAGCUCUCAGCAGAAGAUUUUAAUAUUUAUAGCCAUGGAGGAAGGCACUUUUGGCUUGCCAGCUCUUGUUUCUUCUUUCUGGUUUAUUCAUUUGUGGUGAUGCUUCCAAAAACUCCCUUGAAGGAUCGUAUUUCUCUGCCAUCAAGAAAGAGUUUCUACGUCUAUGCAGGAAUUCUUGCUGUGCUCAAUCUAGUGCAAGGUGUCGGCAGUGCUCUACUCUGUGCAGGCAUCAUUGAAGGCUUGUGCUGUGUGGAUGCCACCACCUUCCUCUAUUUCAGCUUCUUUGCUCCACUCAUCUAUGUGGCAUUCCUGAAAAGUUUCUUUGGGUCUGAACCAAAGAUCCUCUUCUCCUAUAAAUGCCAGGUGGAUGAACCUGAGGAUGUCGAUGUGCACCUUCCCCAUGCCUAUGGGGUAACCAAAAAAGAAGGCCUGGAUUCUGGCUUCUACUCCAGCACUCAGAUUGACACCACGGCAUACUUAGAUGACGUUGCUUCCAUGCCAUACCACGUGGGCAGCAUCAAUAGCAUUGACAGUGAUCGUUGGAAAGCCAUUAACUCCUAGAGGCAAAUGUGAUUGAAAGAAUCUCUCUCUCUUGCUCCCAUUGCUCCAUUCAAAUAACCUUUUGGAACUCUAAUGUGUUUGUCUUCGCUUCCCUUUGAGGUGUUUUUUUAAAAAAAGUUAUUUAAAUUCUGUAUGGAACAUAAAAUUGGCAACUAUAGUCUUCCUGGAGGGACAGUACUCAUCUUCCUGAGGCAACAUACAGAUCAGCUUCAUUUCAGACAAGCAUAAAUGCUGACUCUACAUAUUCUUAGCAUUCCAAAUACAGAUGGUUAGACCUUUGUCGUCUUUUGUGGGUGAUAAAAUGCACAUUCAACCAGGAAUAUUGACUGUUCCUUUGUGUGUAUGUGUGUGUGUGUGCGCACGCGCGCACGCACGCGUGCACACACACACAUUCUCUCUCACACACACACAAUCUGAAAUUAAGGUUGGAUGCCUUGUUCACGUUUUAUUGUUUUAGGUUUGAUUUAGUUACCAUUUACGUUCCCAACAAGUCCAAAUUCCCAGCAGUAACCUUCACUCUGAAAUUGGAGGAGAAUAGCAUUGUUCCAACAUUUUGGGCAACAGAAGUUUGGUAGAAAUGGAGGUGAGAGAAUUCAAGAAGCUUUCGAGCAUCUCAUAAUUCUUCACAGGGAAGCUGGGAGCAUAUAGUAUUUUUUUAAAAAAAUCUUAUAUAUAGAAGGAAAGGGAAGAAAAGCCAGCAAGGAAAGGUCUCUGGAACAUGUUGCUGUGCGACUAGACUACUGUGAUUCAUGGACAUGCAGGCAUGAGUUUCAUACACUGUAUAAUUUUAGAAUGAGAAUGUAGCCAGGUGAGUGCUACGGAAUGAUGUACUGUAAAGCCAACAGCAUUCCUGAGCAAAUGAUAGGGAGGAUGGUUGGAGAGCAUGGUUUUGGAUGGAAAUUCCAAAAUGGAAAGGACAGAAGAGUGAACCGAAAUGUUUUAGGAACCUGCUUUAGACAGCUCGCUAUGGAUGCUUUGGAUGACAUCUAAGUAGAAUACAAACCUGAAGUGACUAUGAGGUCUAAAUUCAGGGCAAGCUGUUCAUAACAUCUGUUGUCUUCUGUGCCUUAAGCUUAGGGUUAGGACCAUAUUAUGAGGAUAGUGUUCUGACCUGGCUUUUCUGAAACCUCUGGUGCCAUUUGGCUGAUGAUUGUGUUGGUGAUGUUGAUAAUGCCUGCAUUUUGUAGCCUUCUGAGGUUUUUCUGUGAGAUUAGUAAAGCAAAAGAAUGUUAAUUUCUUCAAUUACAAUCAAAAUGUUUCUGGAAGGAGUAUAAUCUAAUAUGGGGUUGGCUUCAUUUUGGAGGCAAGAAGAAAAAGUAGAGCAUCUAAAACCUUCUAAAAAGCUUGCAUUUUGUGCCCCUGCAUCAUGCUUUGGUUUUGUUGCUGUGAAUGUUCUUGCUGUAAAGUUGAGUGGAAAAUGCAGAAUUAUGGGAACCCUUAAUAGUGUGUGAUCUAUAGAUAAAAUUGUUUGAUUAGAGACUGGUUUGGAGGCAAAUGUAGACACAGCUAAUUGGAUUUGAAAUUCCACAUAUUAAGGGUGACAAAGCAGAGUGUCUUUUUUCUGUUGUUGUUAUAAUGGCAUUAAUUUAGGAUCACCUGUGCUACAAGUGGAUGAAUAAGGUUAGGAUUCCAGAAAUUCACAGCAAUUUUCUUUGAAAUCAAGAGGAUUUGCUUUGGGGAAACCUCUUUAGAACUGAAGUAUAAACAGAAAAAAUUAAUAUUUUGUCUCCUGAAUGCAGACAUAUUCUUCCAUUUGUCCUGAAAAUUCUGCCAUUUGCGAUUUCUGCCUGCCAAGCCACACCAGAGUUUACACGAUAACAAGACCUUGAUUUUAAGACUUUCAAAAUUACUUUUAAAAAAAAGAAAAAAUCCAGAAAAAGAUGACUCAUGCUCAAAACUGCUAUCUGGAUGUGUUGUUAAUGCAGAUUAGCAUGGCUGAUGUGAUAAAGAACAACACUUUGUCUUUAGUUUUGCUAUUGCCCGGAGUGGCCAUUUCUAAACAUCAGAAUUUGAUACCGUAAUCAGACUUGCUGCUAUUGGCAACAUUAUUGUCUUUGUGGCAAGAAAUCUUACAUAAUGUGUAAUUGACAUCUCAUUAAUCUUUAUAGUGUUGAUUGGGGUUAGGCUGGUAGAACCCUCUGUUCAGAAAAGGGAAUUUAUCAGACCAUUAUGUGAGUUUGAUCAUAUAAAACCUGUUUUCCCAGCCCAUUUGUUUCUGUUUCCUCUUAAUGGCAGAGGAAGAGCACGAGGCUGGAGAAGGUCAGUGAUGACAUACAAAACAGGUUCAUCUACCUACCCCCCAACAUCUUCACUCAAUUCAGAACAUAGAAACUCCUGUUGUAAAUCAGUAGGAACCCUUUACAAUCAGACAACUGGCUAGUGUUUCUUAAUUUCUUGAUUCCCUACUUCUGUGGGGUACCCCAAUCUCUUUCUCCUCCCCAGCCAGCGCAGCCCAAUAUCCUUACGUAGCCUAUUCUCACUAGAGUUGAUUGGUGUUAUAGGCCAACAGACCCGGAGGAAUAAGGUUGGAGAAAGCUUUCUGCACCUUAAUAUGGGUGCAUGUACAAAAUGAAAGAAUUCUUAAUAUGAAGAUGGAUAUCUUCGGUAAUGUGAAUCAGGGUGAGAUGACAUUUCAUAUACUUUUGCUAACCAUGUUCUGCAUCAAUUACUGGCCAGUCACUCAGCUAUGAUCCUUUUCCACUGUAGAAUUCUCUUCUUUGUCACCCCGAUGACUUGAUCGUUAAACACCUCUUCUGUAUAUCUCUGUUUGUUUUCUGCAGCUGAGGAGAAACUGCACUAAGUGAAGGAAAUGUCUCCUUCCAAGCAUACUGAUUUUAAAUGUGUAUAUAGAUAUGCCUUCCCUGUCCAGAGCAAAAUAUCAUCCAUAAGCAGACAAUGUUUGUGGGGGUGAAUGUAUUGCAUGUGUCAUGAAAUGUUGGAACAAAAUUUAAAAAUAAAGCUAUGUAUAUUUUUGUCUGUAAAAUAAAUGAACUUUGACAUAAAUUAAGACAUCCCUCCCACCAUAGACACUUUGCCUGUGCGUCUCCAUAUUUUUCUGCUAAUCUUUUUCAGAAUUAAGGUAGCCUGCUAAUAAUGAAAUGUAUUUAUUUUGAGGAAAAUAGUCAUUGUUAAGUUUCUUUUCCCUCAAAUCUGGUUAGGUUUUAGAGCGGUGUUUUUCAGACUGGGAUCACAACACACUUUCAGGUAGGCCUUAGUGCCAUAUCUACCCAGAACUAAUAGUGGUGGUUUGAUACUGUUUUCAAUUUUAUUAGACAAAUGUUCUUGAAGAACAUCCUUAAACCUUGUUAUUUAUUUAAAUAUGAAUAAAAUAAACUGAAGAAGGCAACAGUGACUGUAAUACUAGUUUUAGGAUUCACAUGUGAUGAAACAGAUCCAGUUUAGGUUGCUUAGCCAGAUGUAGAGACUAUGGUAAAUCUAUUCUUUCUUCCCCAAUGCUUGCUUUGAGUAACUCCCUUUAGCUUAAUAAAGUGAACUAUUUUUGAAA
Candoia aspera is the source of this 5094-nucleotide messenger RNA. It is a transcript of the gene TPRA1, whose product is annotated as transmembrane protein adipocyte associated 1. Gene Ontology annotation, molecular function: G protein-coupled receptor activity. The transcript has 11 exons. The record is from RefSeq and is a predicted model, not a curated record. NCBI's taxonomy places the organism in Eukaryota, Metazoa, Chordata, Lepidosauria, Squamata, Candoiidae. Gene Ontology annotation, biological process: G protein-coupled receptor signaling pathway. Gene Ontology annotation, cellular component: plasma membrane. The coding region runs from base 447 to 1589 and encodes 380 amino acids.